This is a messenger RNA of Corapipo altera (White-ruffed manakin), 743 nucleotides long. RefSeq names its product transmembrane protein 141 (gene TMEM141). The transcript is spliced from 5 exons. Lineage: Eukaryota; Metazoa; Chordata; Aves; Passeriformes; Pipridae. The record is from RefSeq and is a predicted model, not a curated record. The coding region runs from base 57 to 512 and encodes 151 amino acids.
GCGGGCGCGAGCGGCGGGUCCCGCCCGAGGCCGCGACAGGAACCAACAGCUCCGCCAUGGUGAACUUGGGGCUGCGGCGGGUGGAGGAUGAUGUGGCAGCCAAGCACCCGGCGCUGCAGCAGUACGCGGCUUGCCAGUCCCACGCCUUCAUGAAGGGCAUCGGCACCUUCCUGGCAGGCAGCGGAGCCACCUUCGCCGUGCAAAAGCUGGCGCGGCAGAAGCUGCCGUACAGCCCGCAGUGGAGCCUGCUGCUGGCCGUGGGUGCUGCUGGCGCUGUCAGAAGCACCUCGGCCUCCCCAGCCGCAGGGUCCCUCGCGAGCUAUGUGGUAACCAGAGCUGAGACACAGAAAUGCUCCGACUUCUGGAUUUAUCUGGAGACAGGCAAGUCCCCACAGCAGCUCGCCGUGACUGGUGGGGUGUCUCAGCCCACAGAAAAUCUGCUCAGCACAGAGGACAGGGACAGCGUCGCACUGCCGGUGAGGAGGAACAGGUACGGGGAUGUGGUGGAGUAGCCGUCAAAGCACAGCACUCUGUACCCGUGUCCCACUUCAGCCCCUGCUGCCUGCCCAGCCUGUCGCUGCCCAUGCUGCCUGUGCAUCUGGUAGGCUUGAUGGCACUGUUGGGAAGCUCAGAGGAUUUGAUCCUGCAGUGAGAGUGUGGUGGAGGCACCACAGGGAUCACUGCUGCCCACCUCAUGGCCUCUGAACAUUGCACUGAGGGUACAAUAAAAGUCAAGAACUGAA